Molecule: messenger RNA, 11440 nt
Organism: Lethenteron reissneri (Far Eastern brook lamprey)
Lineage: Eukaryota; Metazoa; Chordata; Hyperoartia; Petromyzontiformes; Petromyzontidae
Product: collagen alpha-3(VI) chain-like
Molecular function (GO): serine-type endopeptidase inhibitor activity
Source: RefSeq, a predicted model, not a curated record
AACGUGCCGAGAGCCUAGGUGGGCUGGGGGUUCAGUGCGGAGACGGUUCAUGUGGUGUGGCGCGGCGGAGUAGCACUUGCCCCCCCGUUUGUCACAGUCUUCGGCAGCCGCGUCGACUCAACGCGAGCACAUACCCAAUACAAAAUGGGAGUCCAUCCAAGACUACUGCUGUGUGUGUUGCUCACAGCACUGGUCGGCUCCUGGCCCACUGCAGCUCAAAAAACGGAUUGCAGCAAGGCUACUGUGGCUGACAUCGUGUUUCUGAUCGAUGGCUCCUGGAGCAUUGGAAACGUCAACUUCCAGCAGAUGAGAUCAUUCCUCUACACACUGGUGGAGGGACUGGACGUUGCCCCAGACAAAGUCCGAGUUGGUAUGGCCCAGUACAGUGGUGAUGCCCGCACAGAAUUUCUGAUGAACACCUACGCUGACAAGGCAAGCCUCCUGAAUUACCUCAAGACCCUGCCAUACAAGGGGGGAAACACCAAGACGGGCCUGGGCAUAGAGUUCCUCAUGCAGAAUCAUCUGACAGAGGCUGCCGGGAGCAGGAGGGCCCAGAAUGUGCCCCAGGUGGUCAUCAUCAUCACGGAUGGAAAGUCUCAGGAUGACGUGGCUGGGUCUGCAGAGAGGAUGAGGAACAUGGGCGCCUCUGUCUACGCCAUCGGCAUCAAGGAUGCAGACAUCAGUGAGCUGGGACAAAUGGCCAGCAGCCCCGCCAGUAAGUUUGUCUACAACGUGGAUGACUUCAGCGCUCUGGCCGGUAUAUCGGAACAGAUCUUGCAGACCGUGUGCGUCACCGUCGAGGAGAUUACCACACAACUUGUGAUCGACACACAGACAAAGUACGCAGACAUCGUAUUCCUCGUGGACGGGUCGGACAAGGUCGGUGGGAAAAACUUUGCAGAAUUCAGAAACUUCAUAUCCAAAUUUGUCGAUUCACUAGACGUAGGAGAGGACAAAAUUCGUAUUGGCAUCGCCCAGUACAGCGAUGAUAGUGAGGACGGUUUCCUGCUAAAGAGCCACAGCACCAAAAAGCAGGUCAUCAAAGCCAUCAAGAAAAUUCAGUUCAAAGGGGGCGACGCCUACACAGGAAAUGGCCUGCAGCAACUCUUGGAGAGCCAAUUCACAGCAGAAGCUGGCAGUCGGAAGGAUCUGGGGUACCCACAGGUAGCCAUACUGCUCACGGGCAGCUUGUCGGAGGACGAGGUGGAGCAGAGUGGGAAGGAGCUGCGUCAGAGCGGUGUGCGCGUCUACGCAGUGGGAGUGGACCAGGCCGAUGCCACUGAGCUCGAGCAGGUCGGUAGCGAACCGACUGAGGAGCACGUCUUCUAUGUCAGCAACUACGGUGGGCUCGGCGGCCUUCAGAGCAGGAUGAGUCUAAGCCUCGCCACGUUGCUCGGAAGUGCCACGGCAGAGGAAGACGGGGGAGCUUGCAGCAAGGCAAGUGUGGCUGACAUCGUGUUCCUAAUCGAUGGCUCCUGGAGCAUUGGAAACAUCAACUUCCAGCAGAUGAGAUCAUUCCUCUACACACUGGUGGAGGGACUGGACGUUGCCCCAGACAAAGUCCGAGUUGGUAUGGCCCAGUACAGCGGUGAUGCCCGCACAGAAUUUCUGAUGAACACCUACGCUGACAAGGCAAGCCUCCUGAAUUACCUCAAGACCCUGCCAUACAAGGGGGGAAACACUAAGACGGGCCUGGGCAUAGAGUUCCUCAUGCAGAAUCAUCUGACAGAGGCUGCCGGGAGCAGGAGGGCCCAGAAUGUGCCCCAGGUGGUCAUCAUCAUCACGGAUGGAAAGUCUCAGGAUGACGUGGCUGGGCCUGCAGAGAGGAUGAGGAACAUGGGCGCCUCUGUCUACGCCAUCGGCAUCAAGGAUGCAGACAUCAGUGAGUUGGGACAAAUGGCCAGCAGCCCCGCCAGCAAAUUCGUCUACAAUGUGGACGACUUCAGUGCUCUGGCUGGUAUAUCGGACCAAAUCUUGCAGACCGUGUGUGUCACCGUCGAGGAGAUUGUGACAGAAAUCAGAAAGCCCAAAUUUGCUGACAUUGUUUUCAUCAUGGAUGGAUCGGACAACGUUGGAAAAGCAGGCUUUGAGGACAUGCGCAAGGUUGUCUAUAGAAUUGCCAGCAUCCUAGACGUAGCUCCAGACCAAAAUCGGAUCGGAGUGGUGCAGUACAACGAUAAUGGACAUGCAGAAUUUCUGCUCAACACUCACAGCAGCAAGGAGGACGUCCUCAAGAACAUCCGGCAGUUCAGGUUUAAGGGGGGCAUUGCUAACACUGGAGCUGGGAUACGUUUUGCAGAGGAGAGGCUUUUCACAGAGCAAGCUGGCAGUCGUAAAGCCGAGGGUUUUGCUCAGAUUGCCGUUCUUCUAACUGGAAGUGCAUCUCAAGAUGAGGUGGAGCGCCGUGCAAAGGCGCUCAAAGACUCAGGAGUGACUGUAUUUGCACUGGGAGCCAACAAAGCCAACCUUAAUGAGCUGAACCUGAUUGGAAGUGACCCUUCCGCCAACUUCGUCUUCUACCAGCGGAACUUCCGUGGAUUUCUCUCAUCUCUUGCACGGAUCCUGCAGAGCUUCCUAGGUUUAAUUCAGAUCAAUAUUGAAGUCAUCGAAGGAGAGAGAUACGCCGACAUCGUGUUCCUUUUGGAUGACACCGACAAUGUUGGUAGCACUAAUUUCGAGGAACUGCGCAAGCUGGUCAUCAUGCUUACCGAGGGCUUGAAUGUCGGAAAAGACAAGGUGCGCAUCGGCAUGGCCCAGUACGGAAGACAGCCGUCCACAACUUUUUUCCUGAACGCGCAUGACACCAAGGAAGAAGUCGCGGCUGGCGUGCGCAGCGCCGUUUUCCGCGGAGGGCCUCGUGCGAACACGGGCUCGGGGAUGCGCUUCUUGCAGGAGAACCACUUUGUAGAGCAGGCUGGCAGCCGCGUCCGCCAGGGCUUCCCACAGAUUGCCGUGCUGCUCACGGGUAGUGCCUCGCAGGACAAUGCCUCUAUGGGGGCCGAGGCAAUCAAGGGGGCUGGCGGAACUGUGUUCGCCAUUGGGGCCAACCGGGCCCGCCUCGCUGAGCUCAACAGGGUGGCCAGUAGCCCCCCGGAAAAUCACGCGUUCUACGUGAACAACUUCGGGGACCUUAGUGGCCUCUACACACAGCUCAUGGGACGCUUCACCACCUUGUUGCGGAGAGAUGAGGAGGAAGAGGAAGUGGAGAAGCCGUACGCAGACGUCGUGUUCCUGCUGGACAGCUCGGACGCAGUCGGGCGCAAGAACUUCGAGGGGAUGAAGACGUUCGUGGGGCAGAUCGUGGAAUACCUCGACGUCGACGCCAGCAAGGUCCGCGUGGGCCUGGCGCAGUACAGCGAUGCCCCCCGCAACGAGUUUUUCCUGAAUACACAUGGCAGCAAACCCGACGUGCAGGCAGCCAUCCAGCUGGCGCACUUCACUGGCGGUGGAGGUGCCAACACGGGCGAGGCCGUGCGCUCGCUUCUGCAGAAUCACUUCACGGCACAGGCUGGCAGCCGGAAGGACGAGGGCUACACACAGAUCGCUGUCAUCCUGACGGGCAGCGACUCACAGGAUGUGGUGGAGCAGCAUGCAGCAGCCCUGAAGCAGGAGGGAGUGAAGGUGUUUGCGCUAGGAGCCGAACAGGCCCGGCUUCCUCAGCUCAAUGCCCUCGGCAGCCUCCCUUCGGAGCAGCACGUCCUCUAUGCGCCCAACUUCAAAGAACUCUUCAGCUCAUUCGACCGCUUCCUGCAGUACCUCCGGCUCAAAAUACACACUGGCAUCUUAGCUGGAGAAGGGUACGCGGAUGUGGUCUUUCUGGUGGAUGGCUCGGAUGCGGUGGGUCAUGAUAACUUCCGACAUUCACUGGGGCUGGUGAGCCGCGUGGUGGAUGCACUGGAUGUGGACAAGGACCGCAUCCGCAUCGGCCUGGCUCAGUACAGCGGGGAUCCCCGCGCAGAGUUCUUCCUCAGCACACAUGCCGCCAAGAAGGACGUCACUGAUGCCAUCCGUGGCAUCCGCUUUAAAGGCGGACGGUCUGGCAACAUGGGUGUCGCGCUGCAACACCUCAAAGACAACCACUUUGUGGAGGCGGCAGGCAGUCGUGUGAAGGAAGGCUUCCCACAGAUUGCCGUGCUGGUGGCUGGGAGUGGUUCAGGAGAUGAUGUGCUGGCAAAUGCCCAGGCUCUCAAGAAUGAUGGCACUACCGUGUUUGCCAUUGGCGCUGGUGCUGCUAAGUUGGACGAGCUCGUCACGGCCGGCAGUGACCCAGAAAAGGAUUAUGUCUUCUACCAGAGAGACUUUCGCGCGCUGUCCGGCCUCUCGGGGCAGCUCGCCGAAGGCCUUUACUCGCUGAUGAAGCGGGACUCUGAUGAAGAGCAAUGUGCAAAGGUGGACAAGGCAGACAUCGUGCUCCUCAUCGACGGCUCCUGGAGCAUUGGCCUCGCUAACUUUCAGCAAAUGCGUGAAUUCCUCUACUCGAUCGUUGAUGGGCUCACUGUUGGAAAAGAGCAGGUGCGCAUCGGCAUGGCCCAGUUCAGUGGCGACCCUCGGACAGAGUUCCUCCUGAAGACGUUCUCGAGCAAGAAAGACAUCUUGGACUAUAUUAAAACCCUCCCCUAUAAGGGCGGCAAUACCAUGACGGGCAGGGCCCUGGAGUUCAUCUCUGAUAACCACUUCACAGCUGCGGCUGGGAGCAGGAAAGCUCAGAAUGUUCCUCAGAUUGCAGUGGUGAUAACGGACGGCAAGUCUCAGGAUGACGUCGAGGAUGCGGCAGAGAAGCUGCGUAAGCUCGGCAUCGCGGUGUACGCCAUUGGCAUCAAAAAUGCCGACUUCCACGAGCUGCAGGAGAUCGCCAGCCAGCCAUCCUCAAAGUUCACCUACAAUGUCGUCGACUUCUCUCAGCUGAAGGGCAUCGUCUCCGACAUCAUUCAAACCGUGUGCUUCACCGCCGACGAGAUCCAAACUAAUGCCUUUAAUCCAGGAGACUCCGUAAUUGACAUUGACUCGCUCAAGACGAAGUUCGCCGACGUAGUGUUCUUGCUGGACGGCUCGACGGGUAUUCGCUCCGUCUUCGACGAGGUGCGCAAUGUGGCCACCAACAUCGUGGACAAGCUGGACGUGAGCCAGGACCGAGUGCGUAUCGGCGUAGCUCAGUACGGGGGGGCACCACGCUCCGAGUUCGUUCUGCGCACGCACGACAACAAGGAGGCCGUGCUCGCCGGCAUCCGCAGUACCAACGCCAAAGGCGGAGCCCCAAAUCUGGGACAGGGCAUCCGUUUCCUGAUGGAGAACCAGUUUGUGGAGCGAGCUGGGAGCCGUGCAAAGCUCGGCUAUCCACAGAUUGCCGUCAUCAUCUCGGGCAGUGCUUCAACCGAUGAGAUCCAGCAGCGCGCUUCAGUUCUGCGGAAGUCGGGAGUGAAGGUGUACGCUGUGGGGGCCGAGCGCUCCAAGCCCGAAGAGCUCGUCCAGCUCACGGGUGGAGACGCUCGGCUGACCGUCAGCAUGGACCGCUUUAGCGAGUUUGCCUCGCGCUUACCCAAAGUCCUCAAGCGCAUCAACAACCUCGUGGACAAAGACCUGGCGCUGCAGCUUAUGGGAUUAGCACUAGGCUGCCAGCACGUGCCCAAAGCGGACGUUCUCUACAUAAUCGACAGCUCGAGCAACAUGGACGAGCUCAACUUUGAGCGUGCCCGCCGAUUCCUCUUCACGAUGGUCGCGGGCUUUCCCGUGUCAGCGGAUGACGUGCGGGUGGCGGUCGUGCAGCUCGGCGGUGAGCCGGCUGUCGAGUUCCGCCUCGAUACGCACGCCACCAAGUCGGAUGCACUGGACGCGGUGCGCGCCCUGCAGCUCCGUGGAGGGGCCCCCCGCCUUGGCGCCGCAAUUGACCUGUUGCGCAACACCCUGUUGCCGGCCAAUGCCGGCGGGCGCAGCCCCACCAUCCCCCAGGUGGUAGUGAUUCUGCUGGCCGGGAAGCCAGACGAUGACGUGCGCCGGGCAGUGACGGCCUUGCGUAACACCAAGGCCGUGGUCUACGCCGUCGGCCUGCACAACGCUGUGGAUGAUGACCUCAGAGUCAUUGCCAGCGACCCCAAACAGCACCACACAUUCCGCCUCGAUGGGCCCCUGUCCUUCCCCUCCAUGGUCCGCCGUUUGUCCGAGGUGGUGUGCGCCGAGAUUGAGAGCCAAGUGCCGCAAGUCUACAGAGCUGAUUCCAGCAUGUCCUUUUUCCUGCGGGGCAGGCCGCUGUUCACAAAUUGCAAGAUGCAGCGAGCAGACAUUGUUUUCCUUGUGGACACAUCCUAUAGCGUGGGUCCAACUGAGUUGGAAAUGGCCAAGGCCUUCAUGUACUCCCUUGUGAAGAGGUUUGAUGUUGGAAAGGACUACGUCCACUUCGGACUGGCUCAGUACAAUGUCAUCUCGGACAUGGAGUUCUCAUUGACACAGCACUUGGAUAAGGAUUCGUUGCUUAAUGCUAUAACGGCCUUUUCUAGGAAAGACAAUGGAGACACAACAAACAUUGGCCUGGCACUCAGCACUGCAGCCGACAACUUCUUCCGUAGGCAAGUGGGCAGCCGAAUUGACCAGGGCGUGCGGCAGUACAUGCUGGUGAUAACUGACGGGGAAUCUUUUGAUGACAUCACACUGGGAGCAAAGAAGCUGCAUGCCUUGAAUGUGUCGGUGAUGGCCAUUGGCGUUCAGGCCGAAACUGCUUUGCAGCACACGGGUCUGAGCCAGAUUGCCAAACCAAGUGACUUUAUUCGCCUUGUUAGUGACUUCCACGAACUGCCAAAAAUUGAGGAGGAAAUCACCAAGGACAUUUGUCCGGAGGAGGAAGCACCUACAGACGCACCUCUCACCACGCCACCGCCACUGCCACCCAAAACUGGAGACUGCAACCUGGACGUGCUGAUUGGAUUUGACGUGACACAGUUGCGUGGUGGGGACGUGUUCAUCAGCCAACGCCUUCUGGAGAACCAGCUCAGGAGCAUCCUGGCCCGAAUCGCGUUCGCAGACGCGCUGAGCUGCACGGGCAGAGCAAACCCUGUCGUGCGCCUGGGUUUUCUGGCGCCGGGUGCACGGCAGCCAGCCUUCCAGUUGCCGCUACAGGCUUACAGCAAAACCCUUGUUGACUCACUGGGGCCCAUGCGCACUGCGGGUCCCUUCCAGUUCACAGAACAGUCGCUCAUCAUGUUUCUCAAUAAGUUUCAGAAAGAGGCCUAUCCAAACGCUGCCAAGGUGGUCAUACUGUUUACGGAUGGCGUGGAUCAGGAAAUUGAAAAAAUUCAGCGAUCAUCUGAAAAACUUCGUCUUGGAGGUGUGAAUGCGCUGAUCACCGUGGCGUUGGAGGGCACAAAACAGCCCGAGAACCUGCUUCUUUUGGAGUUUGGCCGUGGAUUCCGCUUCCAGCACAUGAACACCGUGAAUCAGCCGGACCUUGACAGUCAACUCGUAAAGGACCUGGACAAUGUGGUAGAGUGGCAGUGCUGUGGGGUUCACUGCAAGUGCUCGGGGCAGUCGGGAAGACGAGGGCAGCAGGGCAGCCGAGGCCAAAAGGGUGAUGUGGGGCCUAGCGGAAUUUCAGGACAUCCAGGAGAAGAAGGUGGAAUGGGAGAACGGGGCCCUUCAGGAUUAAACGGUACACAUGGCUUCCAGGGAUGCCCAGGCCUCAGGGGUCAGAAGGGCUCUCGAGGACUGCCUGGAAGAUUGGGAGAAGACGGUGAACAUGCUCUGGACGGAAUCAGUGGAAAGCAUGGUGAGGCUGGUCGACCUGGAGUUGCAGGUCCAAAGGGGCUUCACGGCAGACAGGGAGGAAGAGGUAUCCAGGGAGAACCUGGGGAAAGAGGCAGUCUCGGGAUUCAGGGAGAUCCGGGACAACAAGGCAUCAGAAGCCAAGUGGCCGGCCCUCCGGGAGACAGAGGCCAACAAGGAAUUGAGGGAGACGUCGGGCGAGACGGAGACGCGGGGGGACGAGGUGAACCCGGAGCUCCUGGCUCAGGCGAUCGCCGUGGCCCAAAAGGGCCUCAGGGUGAGAAAGGGAUUGUUGGUUUGCCUGGACCUACUGGAGCAAGCGGGUCUCCUGGCACCGCGGGCAACAAUGGGCCUGGAGGGAAGCCUGGAAUCAGAGGAGAGGCUGGCAUCCGCGGGCUCAGGGGUGAGCCAGGCUCAGCUGGACCCAAGGGAGACACUGGGAGGGCUGGAACAAGAGGCAGAAAGGGGGAAUCUGGGAUUGUGGGUGACAAGGGCUUACCAGGACCAGCUGGGCCUCGGGGAGAGACAGGAAUUGAGGGACUCGAUGGGAUUGGUGUUCCUGGAGUGAACGGCUCAAAGGGAGACCCAGGAUUGAUGGGCUACCCAGGAUUGCGGGGCAUUGACGGCUCAGAUGGAGAAAACGGCACAAAAGGCUCCAAGGGAAUGAGAGGCCAGCGGGGAUAUUCCGGCCAGUCUGGAGCCGCAGGAAGCACUGGUGAGCCUGGACCUGCAGGCGAGGAGGGUCCCAGAGGUCGAGAUGGAACCAUCCCAAAUGUAUGUACAUUGGUGAAUACAAUCCGAGAAAAAUGCACUUGCUGUCAAGGCAAGCAGGACUGCCCCGCGUACCCCACCGAGCUGGUGAUUGCGCUCGACGUGGCCCAGGGAGCGUCGGCCGUCACGCUGAGCCGCAUGAAGGCCAUCGUGAAGCGUACGCUGCAGGGCCUCACGUUGGCCCGCAGCAACGGGUGCCCGCAGGGGGCGCGUGUCGCGCUGCUCACCUACGACGGCGUCGCGACCACCACGCGAUUCCGCUUCGCCGAGCCACGCAGCCGAGAGGACGCCAUCGCUCGCACCGAUAAUGUGACGUUCGCGGCGAGCGGCGGCGGGGGGCGGCGCGACACGGGCCGGGCCAUGCAGUACGUUGCGCGCAACGCGUUCAAGCGCGUGCGGCAAGGCCGGCUCUUGCGCAAAGUGGCGGUGUUCAUCACCAAUGGACCCUCGCAGAACGCCGACGCCGUCAGUCUCGGAGCGGCCCAGCUGGUGGCCAAUGACAUCACGACGCUCGUGCUCUCCUUCGAGAAGCUGCCCCACAUGACGCAGGCGCUCAAGAUUGACAGUACCAAGCUCUCCAGGGUGGUGGUGCUCCCAGCAGCCCAGGCAACACAAGAAGCAGCACUGGAAAGCGCCCUCAAGUGCACCGUCUGUUUCGAUCAAUGCAACCCAGACGUGCAGUGUGCGGUGACCCCUGGCAAUGUUCCGGUGGAGCUGGCGGCUGACGUCGCCUUCCUGGUGGACGGCUCUAUAGAUGUGGCGCAGUUUGCCAUGGUGCAGCGCUUGGUGAAGAGAGCCAUCGAACAGAUCUCCGUCACAUCCGCGCCGCGUGGCAGCGCACAGUCGCGUCUUUCCCUGCUGCAGUACUCACCAUUUGGAGCCCGUGCCACAGGAGCAGCCACGGAGAGCGCAGUGAAGGUGGAGUUUGGCUUCACUCAGUUUGGUCGGGACGAGUUGUUGGAACACGUGCAGCAGAAGCUGCAGCCCCUGAGCUCAGGCUCCACCACCGUCGCCGGCCCGGCCGAGGCCCUGCAGUGGGUCACCCGCAAUGCCUUCCGAAACGCCACAUUGCCGCGCAAGAAGCGCGCAGUGGUGCUGCUGACAAGCGGGCAGGGCAUGGAUGUGAGUUUGCGCGAGGAGGCUGUGCGCAGCACAGAGGUGGCCACAGGGGCCAUGUGCCAGGGACUGGCGCUGUUUGUCGUGGGGCUGGGCCCUGGUGCGCGGCAGGUGCCGAUCUCCAUGUUCGCCAGCACCCCCGCUGAGAUCCACCAGGUGACAGUGAGCACUGCCGGGGGGGCCGAGGAGGCGUACCUGCAACACCUUCUUCACACAUUCUUCAGCAUACUCAGCCAGGAUAUAUUUGAGUACCCACCUAAAGCCAUGUCGGCAGAGUGUGCGCGGCUUAAGAAGGGUCGCGCAGGGACACCACAGGGGGAUGAAACAGAUCGUGGAGACAUUGCCGAAAUCAUGAGAGAGACUGCAAGUUACGGACAUGUGCAGUCAGAUGCCGCGUCAGCGAACACUGUCCACCUUGCAGAGAGCGCAGCCGAGCAGGCUAGCGAGCCCCAGCACUCGCCAUCACACUCCGCGUUCGAUUCGGGAGUGGAAAGUGCAAUUGGCGGUACAUCAGAGGAAGGCCUGCCAGAGUUCUACUCUGAGGGGGAUUCUCAGGGAAUGGAGGAGGGAGACGCUGGCACAGAGGUGCACCUCACGUCUCCCUCUUCGUCUGCACAACCCGAGGAGCCCACUGGCAACAAGUGCAUGGGCGGGUACGACACCGGCACUGUGUGUAGCAAGUUCCAGGCGUUCUGGUACUUUAACAACGACACGGGAGGAUGCGGCCAGUUCUGGUACGGCGGCUGCGACGGCAACGCCAACCGCUUCCCCACAGAGGAGGAGUGCGUGCGGACAUGCCUGAGCCCCAGUAAAGUGGAAAAGCCUGCUGUGAAAAGCAAAGAGGUGUGCAAGCUGCCGCUCAAUGAGGGCACCUGCCAGAAUUUUGCCCUCAAAUGGCAUCAUGAUGGCACCGAGCAGCGCUGCAUCCAAUUCUGGUACAGUGGCUGUGGUGGCAAUGCCAACCGCUUCGACACAGAGGCUGAAUGUGCAAGGACUUGUCACCAGCCAGAUGUCCGCAUAAAGGUUCUCAAGCUAGAGCAAAGAAGACACAGGAAGAUGAGCCACCCACGCAAUAAUAAGGAUACCAAUUUUUCGUAUUCAUUACUAAGUUUAUUCAAAACCCAAACUCACACACGUCAAUCCUAAACGCAAUCCUUGAUAUAUCGUUCUUUGGAAUGUGCGUUUUAAACACAUUCACAACACAAGUGUUUAUUGGCGAAUUCAGUUCACGUUGUGGCCUUGUUUCUGUGCUUUUGUGGUCAGUGUGGGUACCUAUUGUUAGAUUUUUUUUUAUAAAUUACGUUCAGUCUUUUUUUACUUUGAUAUUUUUGUUGCAAUACAUUACGGUGCUUGGCUACAGCUAGGCAAGGUGUUUGUGAAAACACAAUACCUGUGAAUUUUAUGAAAACAACCGAAAUGGAGUCCUGUGGUUUGUAAUGAAUUAUUUACGUGAUGGAAGUUUGCAGGGCAAAAAAUAGUCACAUUCAUUAAUCACUGUUUUUUCUUUGUGAAAAUUAAAUCAUACGUAAUUAUAAAGGAUGUUCGUCAUUGUAUUUCCAAUCUUAAAUAAUUUGCGAAUCAAGAGGGAAUUGCUCUUUACUAUUUUUAGAAAUAUAUAAAAAAAUGCAUUCACUUUAGCUAAUAUCAGGAAAAUGCAUACCACUACAUUAAUUGUGCCAAGCAAAAUUUGGAAAUGCUGCCGUUUGAUAUUCAAUGGUGGUAUUCAUUGUGUAAAACAAGUGUGGAACUGGCACAUUCUUUGUACACUGCUUCUAAUAAAAACAUGAAGAUCCCAUACUCAGGA